GUUGGCGCCUAUGUAGUCUAAUUUCAUUCGUGAUACUACAUCCAGAUUUCCCGCGUCUUUUCUACAUCUAUCGUCUGCUCCAGUCUUUAGUCUAGAGCGUCGCUCGCGAAACAAAAAGUGUCGAAACAUUGCCGAAAGCAACAAAGCUAAAAGAGUUGAAGAGUUAAAGAAUCUACGAUCGUUCUCUACGAACGAGUCUCUCGCGUCGAGAAACGAAUGAUCCGAGCGACGUCGAGACGAUUAAUUAAUAAAUUGCAGUCGAUGCUGACGUACAAUGGCUGCGCCGGAGGAACGGUAGACACGGAGAACGGUUCGCCAGCCGAGUCGAUACUUUCCGGCGAAGGGGAACUGCCGGAGGAAGUCGGCGACUCUCCCGGAACGUCGAGAGACACGGAGGAGGAAGCCACGCUCUCGGAUGAAUUUUAUUCCCAUGACACCGACGAGGAGGAGGAGCAGCAAGGCAAGAAAAGGCGGGAUCGCAACAAUUCCCUAGACGGGAUUUCGUCAUCCGGUGGCGGUCACCUCGGUUCACCAACUCCUCGUGUAGGGACACUGGGAGUUCGCAAGUUGUUCACGAACAGCCGUGAACGUUGGAGACAGCAGAAUGUCAGCGGAGCUUUCGCCGAGCUUCGAAAGUUAGUGCCUACUCAUCCACCGGACAAGAAACUGUCGAAGAACGAGAUCUUGCGAAUGGCUAUUAGGUACAUACGAUUACUGAGCAACGUGUUGGAAUGGCAAAAGGCGCAGGAGCAGCAAAACGAGGUGACGCAGCACGAGGUCCGGAUCAAGUGCGAGCCGAAUUUCAACGCUCAAAAUUCAACGAGCUAUCACGCGAAAGCCUCGGCGGCGUACUUGAAGCAGGAGAAACAGCUGAACGAGAGUCACAUGUACAGGACGAGCUUUGCCAGCCAGAAACAACUGCAGCACCCGAUUUCUCACGUCGUGUGCGACAAGAACGGGAACAAUUUGUUAAUGAUCGCGCCUUCCGGCCACAGUGUAACAAAUCCCGCGUGCAAAAAGAGCAUGACACCGUCGACAGUCGUUGCGCAAAGUCCUCUUCCGCCGGCGGCGUUGCCCAACGGAAGUUUGACGCGGACGUUGCCCGGCUUGCGAUCCUCCACGUUCCCGAAAUCGCCUCAGAUAAACGCGCAGGUCGUAACCACCUCGAGCACAAUCCUGACGAAUUGUUCGUCAAGUAUCUCUGUAACGAGCAGCGUGUCCGCUGUUAGUGUGGCGAACUGCGGCCAGAAGAAGCUGAAGAUCGAGAAAGAGGAGGAGGAGCAGUUAGGUGGGCAGAACAGGGAUUGCAAAGCUCUGACGUCACCGGUGCAUGGAGUACCGAUGAGGAAGAGGGCGAAAUUGUUCGUCAAAGACUCCAGUUCAGGAUUCCGUGGUGAUUUUCGGAAUGUCGAGCGUAAAUAAGAGUUCGGACGAUCGUACGAACAAUUGACAUUGACUCAAAAGGUCGAAACUGCUCCUGACGGAGUGAUCGAUCGAUUUGUUUGAAAGUACCCCGUAACUUUAACAGGUAAUUUCGAUUCUCCUUCGACGAUCUUUCGAUUGAUCCUCUGCGGUUCUAAUGAAACUAGAUGUAACUCAUUGAAUUGUUCGAAAGGUUUGAUUCGUCUUUCUGUUACUCGGGAUACGUGUACAGAAGAUCGUAAGAUACGGAAAUUGCAAGUUAGACUUUUGACGAGUGCAGUUUAAAAUCUAGAGACGAGAACGAUCGAAGUAACGUUCUUCGCCAGUGAAAUGUCGUAUCUUUCUUAAAGAAUAUUUUAUUAUGUUAAAUAUGUCAUAUUACAUGUAAUCUGUACAGCAUCGGGUGAUGAUUUUACUUUCACGUUUUACGUUCAAUCGCGACAUUUUCCUCAUUGUCGAUGAUCUUUGAGUUUCGAUACACAAAGGACACGUUCGAUACGUUCCAGAAUCGUGAUUGAACUAAUCGCGUACGGUUCAACGAUGUCGCGAUUUAAAUUACACAAGAUAUCUUUCAUAUAUAAAAUGCACAUAUUCAAAGGCUUGACAUUGAACGGUGACAAAGAGGAGGAGGGGGGGGGGGGAAUUUCGGACGCC
This is a messenger RNA of Heterotrigona itama, 2076 nucleotides long. NCBI's taxonomy places the organism in Eukaryota, Metazoa, Arthropoda, Insecta, Hymenoptera, Apidae. The record is from the annotation of a GenBank genome assembly.